AUGGAAGAAGAUUUGAAGCCGUUUUUCGUUAAAUGGCUUCAAGAAGAAGCUAUCAAUGCUACCAAACGAGGUUCAAAACUUGCGUUGUUAUAUAAUAGAGCCUUGGAUCAAUUGAAAAGAUGUACGACUCCAUUAACGUGUCCUAAAGAUUUACUUCAAAUUCGAUAUUUUGGAGAUAAAACGGUGGAUAACUUAGUCAGUCGAUUAAAGAAACAUUGUGAAGCCAAUAAAUUAGAAGUUCCACCUGGGUUUGCUCAAAGUUCCAAAGAAUCAGUGGGUAAAUCUCGAAGUAAUGAAUUAUUACAAGCUAGACCCGAUUCAAUUACGGAACCACGUACUAAGAAAGCAAGAGUUCAAAAACCAUAUGUUCCCAAACAUCGAUCAGGGGGGUAUGGGAUUAUGCUUGCGUUAUAUAUUCGUGAUAAGGAAAGAGUUGGAUUAAAUAAAGAAGAAAUUAUAAGGAUUGCAACUCCUUAUUGUGAUAAAUCAUUUACAUCAAAUCCAAGUGUUAGUGAUUUUUAUUCAGCUUGGAAUUCAAUUAAAGUCUUAUUUAAACAUGAUUUAGUAAGUAGUACUGGUCAUUCACCAAAGAUAUAUUAUUUAACGGAUACAGGUCUUGAAUUAGCCAAACAAUUAACUAUAACAGAAGGUAUUCAAUCAUCACCUAUUAGACAAGAAGCUGAAGUAUCAUUUGAUAAUGAAGUUAGAGUUACUCCUGAUUCUAGUUUUAAUAGAUGGACUAAAUCAUUACAAGAAUUAUAUAAUUCACCAUUAAAGGAACUUUCAUCAAAUAUUGUACCUCUGUCCCCCGAAAAACCAAUCCCUUUACCACCAGCACCUGUAAAUACAAACACAUCAGCAACUACAGAGAAACGUCCUUCUACAUUAAUUCAUGAUUCCGCUAAUAGAAUCUAUGCUGGCAUAAAUUACGAAGUUUGGAAAAAAGAUGAAUUUGAAGUUAUUUUAAUCGUUGAUACCAGAGAAAUACGAUCUCAACAAGAACGUGAUUUCUUUUAUUCUAGAUUAACUAAUUUAGGGAUCAAGAAUGAAGUUAGAGCUUUACCUCUUGGUGAUGUUUUAUGGAUUGCUCGUCAUAAAAAGUCUAAUAAAGAAGUUGUAUUAAAUCAUAUAUGUGAAAGAAAAAGAUUGGAUGAUUUAGCAUCAUCGAUUAAAGAUGGAAGAUUUCAAGAACAAAAGAAUAGACUAAAGAAAUCAGCUAUGAAAUAUUGUUAUUAUUUAGUGGAAGAAAGUAAUUUAACUUCAUUUGUUCAACCUAUGGGAGAUGCUAUUCAAACUGCUAUUUCGAUGACAAUUACAAUUUCGAAUUUCUGUUUAAAGAGAUUUAAGGAUAUUGAUGAAACCAUAGCGUUCUUAUCUAUAAAUACAAGAGUGAUUAAAGAACAAAUCGAUUCAAACGAUACACGUUUAAUGAUAUUACGCCCUAAAACGAUUGAAAAUCAAGUUCAAUAUAGUGAAAUGAUAAAUCAAUUCCGGGAUAAAUUUGAACAAAACGGUAGAUCAACAAAUUAUGAAUGUGUCCAUUCUUAUCCCAUUUUCCAACUGGCGAUGGGUAAAACUGGAAUGAUGACGGUUAAAGAAAUGUUUAUAAUGAUGUUGAUGACGAUAAAGGGUCUUUCGUUAGAGAAAGCCAUUGUUAUACAAAAUGAAUUCCCUACUCCAAAUCUGUUAUUACAAUAUUAUCAUACAUCAGGUGAAUAUCUUACUGAAGCGCUGAGAAAGGAAUUAUUAAUGAAACGAUUUGAAAAUCAAAUAGGGAAUAAAAAGAUCGGAAAAGUUCUUCUGGAGAAGAUUUAUGAUAUUUGGGGUGCUUCAGCUCCUUAG
Molecule: messenger RNA, 1842 nt
Organism: Scheffersomyces coipomensis
Lineage: Eukaryota; Fungi; Ascomycota; Pichiomycetes; Serinales; Debaryomycetaceae
Exons: 2
Coding region: 1-1842 (613 amino acids)
Biological process (GO): double-strand break repair via break-induced replication; DNA catabolic process; mitotic intra-S DNA damage checkpoint signaling
Cellular component (GO): Holliday junction resolvase complex; nucleus
Molecular function (GO): crossover junction DNA endonuclease activity; 3'-flap endonuclease activity; DNA binding
Source: RefSeq, a predicted model, not a curated record